AUGGUCUCACUCACUACUUCACUCGCUCUCUUCAGCACACUACUCCUUACACCAACCACACUCUCUGCACCCCUCGAUCUGGAAAGGCGAGACGGUGCUGUCUACGCUAGCACCAUCUCAUCUUGCCCAGCUAUACCGGCUCGUACAGCUCCACCGAGCAGCGUUCACGAUCUUCGCCCGGAUGACUUUUCGUAUACCAUGGCACUGGGUGACUCUAUCACCGCUGGAUGCUUUAGUCGAGGUAUCCAGAACAAUGUUCUCACUAGCUUUGGCGAGUGGCGCGGCGAGUCGUAUGCAAAUGGCAUGGACCCUGGCGCCAUAACCCUUCCAAACAUCAUGAAGCGGUACAAUCCCUCUCUCAGUGGAGGCAGCCUAGGCUCGAAUCCGAUCCCGGAACUUUGCUACGGUGCUCUUUGUCCAAUUGGUCCAAUUGGAUGGAACUCCAAGGUGGAUCAGCUUAAUGCCGCUCAAUCUGGCGCAAUGGCGACCAAUAUUCCACACGAGGUCAACGACUAUCUCAUCCCUCAAAUCCGAGCACGCAAGAUUCCCUCGACGGCGUUCAAAUACCUGAAUCUUCAAAUUGGCUCCAACGAUCUUUGCGGAAUGUGCCACCAGGCCAUCGUGGGCUUUGGUCCUUCAUCCCCAGAUGAGUUUGAGAGCAGCAUUCGCAAGGCUCUUGAAGCGGUAAGAAAGAAUAUACCUAACACUGUGGUCAACGUCGUGGGAGUUUUCAAGGUUUCAGAUGUCUACUCGAUGACUCUCAACCAGCCAUACUGUUCCCAACUACUUCCAGUUCCUCACGUGAAUCUCGAGUGCCCAUGUAUGCUUCUGGGUGGAAAAGUCGGCGCUGCUACUCGCGCUCUCAUGGACUCGCUGAUGAACCAGUACAACGAGCGGCUAAUCAAGAUUGUCAAAGAAUAUCAAACAAAGCGCUACUCCGACUUCGCCGUACUCUGGCAACCUCCCAACAUUCCACUAAGCACGUUCCCAGUCCAUGCGUUGUCUAGCGUGGACUGCUUUCACCCCUCGAUCAAGACGCACCAGCUGAUGGCCGCAGAACUCUGGAAUCGCCUCGUUGGGAACGCCACAGAGCGUGCUGUUCCUCUCGCUUGGUCGGAAAGCCUGCAGUUUAGAUGCUUGCAAGAGGCCGAUCGGAUCCACACUGAUACCCUGAUCUGA
This is a messenger RNA of Serendipita indica DSM 11827, 1179 nucleotides long. The record is from the annotation of a GenBank genome assembly. Lineage: Eukaryota; Fungi; Basidiomycota; Agaricomycetes; Sebacinales; Serendipitaceae.